Plutella xylostella (diamondback moth) is the source of this 1565-nucleotide messenger RNA. Its product is annotated as ras-related protein M-Ras. The record is from RefSeq and is a predicted model, not a curated record. Gene Ontology annotation, molecular function: GTP binding; GTPase activity. NCBI's taxonomy places the organism in Eukaryota, Metazoa, Arthropoda, Insecta, Lepidoptera, Plutellidae. Gene Ontology annotation, biological process: signal transduction. Gene Ontology annotation, cellular component: membrane.
CAACUUCACGGCGUCAGUCAAACGACGGAACUGGGUGGGGAUUUUUCAUGUUUUUGUUGGUUUUCAUUGAUUUUCGCAUUUACAACACAACCUAUCCGUCCCUGUGCAUUAAACAAUAAACCAGAGAUAUCUUACAAUGAGAUAGUAUCGGAUGAGCAGCGCGCGGAGCGGCGGGCGGCGCCAUGACGCGCCCCGGGCCUCCCAACGAGAACCUGCCCACGGUAAAGCUGGUGGUGGUGGGCGACGGUGGCGUGGGCAAGUCCGCGCUCACUAUCCAGUUCUUCCAGAAGCUGUUUGUGACGGACUACGACCCCACCAUCGAGGACUCCUACAUACAGCACACGGAGGUCGACGGACAAUGGUGCAUACUUGAUGUGCUGGACACGGCGGGGCAGGAAGAGUUCAGCGCGAUGCGCGAGCAGUACAUGCGCAAGGGCGACGGGUUCCUACUCGUGUUCAGCGUGGCCGACCGCCAGAGCUUCGACAACGUGAGGCACUUCCACACGCAGAUACUGCGCGUUAAGGACCGCGACACAUACCCGAUGCUGGUGGUGGGCAACAAGGUGGACCUGGUGGGCGCGCGCGCGGUGUCGGCGGAGCAGGGCCGCGCGCUGGCCCGCGCCCUGCACGCGCCCUACCUCGAGACCAGCGCCAAGGAGCCGCCGCUCAACGUCGACGCCGCCUUCCACGAGCUGGUGCGCAUCAUCCGCACGCACCCGCAGCAGGAGGUGAAGAAGCCGCGCAUGAAGUGCCACACGUGCAGCAUCCUGUGAGCGACCACCGCUCUUACUGCCCACCACACGGUGCACACGUGCGAUGCAAGACAAGACGAGUGUCAAAUGUGGCGCUACGGUUUUUAAAUCUUUUCCGAUUGUGAACAACAUCGUGUUCAUACCGACCAGGCGAUCGUACUCGUCCAACGUGAGUUGAUUUUGAAGGCACAACUAUAAAUUGUUCAAAGAAUACCAUGGAAAACAUGCAUUAUAAUACAUGGUUCUUGAUUUGUCGUAUCUGCACUUUUAGAUUUAGGCAUAAUACGUGUUUAUUUAUAGGAAACAUUUACCAAUGCGAAGCAUUUAUUUAACGUAUUUAUAGUUUGUAGGCGUAGAUCUGUGUUGCAGUAGUGUGAGACACGACUGUGCGAGUCAGACCACAGCCGCUGUGCAGUAGCCAUGUAUUGUAAGUACAAGCUGUAACUAACAUCGUUUUGUUACUAUAGAACGCUAGAUGCAGAACCAAAGUCAUUUACAUUAUAAUUAUACAAAAAUAUAUUAUAGAGAAGCUUACAGAAGUAUUAUAAAUGUUGCACAAAUAUUAUAUUAUUCAUAAUUAUAUUUUUAUGCCCAUGUAAGAAUUAUUAAACAAAUAUACGUAAAUCAUACCUUGAUCUGAAUGUAGUGUAGGAAUAAUAAAGCUUUAAUGUAUUUUGUUUUAGCAAAGACAAUAUACAAAGAUAUGUACCUACAAAAAAAUACUAGAGAUUAUAAAAUUAUUUUGAGAUUAAUGUGAACGACGAAUUAAUUUCAUUGUUGGCCGAUGAUAAAUGAACAAAUUGUAAUUUAGUA